Molecule: messenger RNA, 3719 nt
Organism: Dicrocoelium dendriticum
Lineage: Eukaryota; Metazoa; Platyhelminthes; Trematoda; Plagiorchiida; Dicrocoeliidae
Source: the annotation of a GenBank genome assembly
UCAGUAAACCGUCAAGUAUUUCACCUUAUUUAUCUAUCCACAUUAAGACAAACGGCUAAAAGAAUGCAUCGUGUAUCACCCGAAUCAUGACUUUCCACUACCCGCGAGCCUGUUGGUCAACACAAUUUUCCAUUUGCUGUCAACUGUUCUCUUCGUAGAUUUUUACCUUGUGACCGAUCUGUGGCGCAUCUCCGGUUUUCCUUCUUGCUUUGGCUCCUUUAUUGUAUUGUCUGUGCUCAAUAUGUCCAUAGGAAGUGGUUAUAAUUAUUCAUACAUCUUUAAGUACAUUAUUGUGGGUGAUAUGGGAGUCGGGAAAAGUUGUUUGAUGCACCAGUUUACGGAGAAAAAAUUUAUCCCCGAUUGCCCACAUACUAUCGGGGUAGAGUUUGCCACAAAAAUAAUAGAGUUGGACGACCAAAAAAUUAAAUUACAGAUUUGGGAUACUGCUGGCCAAGAACGUUUCCGCGCGGUUACCAGGUCCUACUAUCGAGGAGCCGCGGGCGCCCUUUUGGUGUACGACAUCACUCGGAAGUCAACAUUCAAUCAGAUCAACACCUGGUUAACUGAUGCCCGACGUCUUACUUGCCAUAACACGGUUGUUUUCCUAAUAGGAAAUAAAGCGGAUCUUGAAGAGCAGCGGGACGUUAGUUAUGAGGAUGCGAAACAAUUCGCCGCCGAACAUGAUCUUAUGUUCCUUGAAUGCAGUGCGAAAUCGGGCGCAAACGUAGACGAUGUGUUCAUCGAAACUGCUCGGAAAAUAUACCAGAAUGUUCAGGGCGGCAAGUAAGUAUUUGCUUUUUGUAUGUCUCUAGCUUCCUAUGUCCUUCACUACACUACUAAGAAUGAUCUCAGGUUAGGUGUAUCCGCUUCCAGCGCUGCAUCCCACGGCCGACUACGCAUAUGUUUGCGCGCGUGGUAGCCCAUCCAUCACACAACGAGUGCCGCGAAAUAACCCCUCCAAUGAUCUCAGCUGCUUUACUUAUUAACCUAUCCAAUUGGCAGCCAAGUGCUCUGGAGCAGUCCCACUGUCGGUUGUGUUGUGUUACAUAUAACCCAUCAAUACCUUGCGAUCGAGUCCAAACCACUACGUUUUACUGCACUAGGCAACAGCUUACAGAUAAUAAACCGGUUAGUUUCAACUGGUGAAUAAUCCCUGUGACACUCAUGAGAAGCCAGUAUAGUAAACAAGCUCGUUUUCGGUGAUUCAUCGUCAGGCUAAAACACAUUUAAAUAGCUGACAUUGAACAGGUUAAAGCACGUAUUAAGAAUGUGGUAGAAAAUUGACGUGACAGCUGUGUUUCGACUUGUUCACACGAUUGUUACCGUCACAUCAAGCGUUGGGUGCACGACAGACGGCCAGUGGAGAGCCAGAGUCCUCACAACGAUGUUUAAAUUGCUCAAGGGAACUAAUUGUUUCAAAUUCCUCACAAAUUGUUUGUGCACACAUAGAGAGGGAGUGGUUAAGACGGAUGGCGAUCGCCUCUGCCAUUGCAAGUAUGCGGCACUUGAUCAGUUUGGAGCGACUCCCCUCACGCGAUAGAUCGGGCGGAAAGCCUUUGUGAUGACAACCGAGUGAUUAGUAUCGGCCAUGUGUUCGACAAUCGCAGUGGUGCAGGUUAUGUUUACCCCCGACCCAACUACGCUGGGUGAUGCUCUUUCACACGUUCGGCUAAACGUCUUGUGGUGCGGCCUAUGUAACUUGUUCCACAGGAGCAAGCAAAUUGUUAUACUCCAAAGGUGGCAUCCACAGACAAUCUAUCCUUCAGUUGUAGAGUUAGCACCGGUGUAGAGGCGAAGAAUAUUCGUAGCUGACCCGCGAAGUACGGGUUCCUUUUGAGUUUUCUGCUAAAAAGGGUGUUUGUGUUCUCGCCUAUGAAACGCAAUAAUAGGUAAACAUUUGCGUACUUAGCCUGUUGAUGAAUCAACGAAAACCGGUUAAUGAUUACUUAUUCAUGAAAUUCAAAAUAGUCUUCUUUAAUUUGGAAAACAUGGUGACAAGACGAUAUGUGGCAGCUGCGGAGCUUCGCUUCUUCCCAGUCGACAAGUUCAUAUCCAACCACGCGGACAACCCAAAUUCAUCCGGCUUCUAUUCGGUGCCCUCGAUCCUUGCUAAGACUGGCUCAACUUGACGUACGCAUUUUGCUACAAAUCGGUCAACAGACAGCACUUUCCCAAACAUUAGAGACCCUAUCGAUCGGUAUCUGAUGCUUAUCGGAGAUUCACAUGUAUGUCUCGAGCUGUUUGCUCACUCUACGAUCCCCUUCAUGGGACACUGGCUGGGUUUUAUCACUACUUCUAUUCGGAGAUAAUGCAACUUCAAGUGGCCGUCAUCCCGGUAUGGACGUUGCACUGUGCCCCAAGAUUGAAUCUUCUCUGGUAGACUAGUUCCCAGCCAGUAGCUGGAUGGAUAUGCGCCAUCUGAUUGGUUUGGUCAUUCAAACCUUCGAAGUCGCGUGAGGCCAAUAGGUGUCUGUUUGUCAUUCCACUGACUUUGUAGAAGAUGUCUUCUAUCGUCAACUGAAUAAGCUCUUUUUUCCUUGGUUUAGUUUUGGCUGGUGAUCUGAACAUGCAGUUUUGCAAAUUAGCCGCUGAUAAGCUACCUAUGGGCGGCCAACACUGUCUUGGCUCCCGUAAUGAUUACAGUAAGUGGUUGUUAAACCUUUCUCGCAAACACUAACUUCUUACACAGCACUCGCAGAAGGUUGCUGCAGCGUUCACCAGCAAUGGACACAAAUCGACUACAUCACGAUCCGUUACCUCUGGAGAGGCUGCGCCCACAACUAUCACUCGAUUUGGAGCAGAUGUUUGGGCACCGACGGGUGCAUUAUGCAGACUCCGGUGGCGCGGCUGUGGGCGCAUAGACACGUGUAGGUUUUCGAUGCCCGAUGCUCUGUAUGUCUAUCAAAGUGCGCUGGCUGGUGCGUUGUCUUGUUGUAUCAUUUAGAGAGGGACAAGGGACGCAAUACGUGAAUUGCACCAUUUUUGAAAUAUAGAGAUCUAAUAUACUCUGUAUGUACCUGUAGCGUGCGUCCUGUGAGAUGAGAUUUAAACUAUGGUUGCAAAGGAUCGUUACUUCCGAAACUUUAACCUUCCCAAGCGACUGUCAUGUGGCAAUCUGUCAAACGCCUUCUGCAUUUUAAUAAAGAGAAUAAUGGCUGCUAUGUCAUUGUUAAUAGAGCUUGUCAACUCAUUUAGAAAUGUGAGCUAACUGGCUUGGUACGAGCUUUUCUGCAAGAACUUAUGUUGGGCUGGGUUCAUCAAAUUCUGUAUUUUACAAGCGCUUUAACCGUUUUCUCUCACAAUUAUUUCCAUUAUUUUUGAGGAAGUCGCUGUGUGGCUUCUUGUCUAUAGGCUCUAUAAUAGCGAGCUUCCGUUAACUCAUGAAUGCCCCUAACUUUAUAGAUCGGGUAGACAUAUACAAAUGUAUAAUGUACCUUGUCCCCCAAACGGUAUUAGGGAUGUUAGAAAACUGUCCUUUUUAGGAUGACACGAAAACCUUAACUGCUCAAUGUAGGCGCGGAUGUCGCCACAGGCGAAUCGCGGUGUGCUCAGUUUGGUGCUAUCAACAGACACACUUAGUGUGCUGCGUGAAGGAAUAAGAGAAUUGCAAACGAGUUCAUUCAUGAUGUUCUCUGUUGUGAUACGGUCUCUCGUCAUGGAUCUGUCGGAUAGUACGAUGCAGAGGCACCAGCUCAGCUAUUGUGCCGCAAUACAUCAGG